UCUCCCAUUGGUCGGGAGCGGCGAGCCGUGUGAGCGCUCGUGAAGUACACCCUUGUUGCGUACUUUUUGGCUUGUUAGUUCCGGGAGUUCUCCGGUGUUAUUACCGGAAAGCAGACAUGAGGUCCGCGGUGUGUGCGACUUUCCUGGCCCUGUUGUGCUCCAUAGCCAGUCCUGGAGUCUACGCCAGACUGACCAUCUCGGGGCCGGAUCAUCCUGUCAUAGAGGUUGAAGAUGCCACCAUGGAAUGUUUCUCAGACAGCGACUCUGACAUGGCAAACUAUACGUUUGAACAAUACUGCAAGUUGACAAGGACCUGGAUUCGGCUGGAGAAUAACACCUUCGAUGAGAACUGUUUCUUCUUCUUCAGUAUAAAUCGGAGCGGUGGGCGGCUCGUCUUGCGCGUCCACGAUAUGGACAGUUGGAUAAAAGGACCGUACCGCUGUGUGAGAACCGACAGCCGAAGCGGUGAAGAGGAAGUAUCUGCGGAGCUCACCCUCAAUGUUAUCUAUCUGUAUGACCUCUUCUUUCCGAGCAUUAGCUCUCAGUACAGAGAAGAGGCUGAUAUCUUGUGGGUGGAGAGCGGUUCUACAGUAGAGGUGAAAUGCGAGUCCCGCCGCGCCUCCCAGCCGCCCAUGUUCGAGUGGAGCCAAGAGUUCAGUGAUUGGAUUUUACCGUCCGAUACCCUCGUCCUCAAACAUGUGGGCGAGGAAUCAGAAGGGACGUACAUCUGCCAGGCACGCCACCCAGCUUUAUGGAGCCUGGUCAAGACUAGAUCCUUCCAGCUGCGAGUGAAGCCAAGGAGUCCCGAAGCAGUCCAAAGACUGAACUUUAAUACAUCAAAUGUUCUGUACGUCAUGAGCUUCGUCGCCAUCCCUGCAGUCAUGCUCCUCAUCCUGGUGUUAACUCUCUUCUCUAUCCUGAUCCGCUACCGCAGGAAACAGAUGAGGAAACCACAGAUCAGCCUAGUGGAUGGUGACAUGAGGGCCCCUAUAUAUAAAGGAAGCCUCCAGUUUGUGCACAGCACCACCUCAGACAGACAGCCGCUGGUCAUGUGAUUAGAGCAGCAGGUCAGGACAUCUGACUCCGCUCCAGCCUGGAUGGCGCCCCCUACAUCCUUAUAUAAAGCUCGCUGCUUCCUGUAUCUACAUAACUGGUGAAGGGACAUCACGGAGUGAAAUAUUUUUUUAUUUUUAUAUAUUUUUUUUUUAUUUUUUGGCUUCUAUGGGAUUUUUUUUAUAUAUAUUUUGUCUUUAAAAUCUUUCAUAUCAAUCCAGGGUAAAAUAAAUGUAAUUUUUCUGCGGCACGUGGUGAACUAUCGAUAAUCAAUGUACGUUUAUUGCACUAGCGAAUUCUGUAAAUAUGGCUUUGUCCGCAUUCCGGGCACCAAAGAGUUAAGACUUAUUUUCUUAAUGUUGUUUUGGUUUAUUAAGUAGCUUAGCCUGUACCACCCCUCCAGUUGGCAUCUUACGUUCCGGUCGAUGACAUGAGGAAUGUCGCCCUUUAAGAAAUGAGGGGGACAAAGGACCUCUCGGCCUAUUCCCUUUUACCAGCGGCUGAUGGAUCGGAGGAAUCUGGCACCAGAACCGUUCGCUCCGAUGAUCUAUUGGUGCCACUUACCGUAUUACAGACUUUAAAGGGCAGAAUUAUGUAAGGAGGCGGCGCCGAUCCCGAGAGGAUCCUCACCGCCGCCGCUGCUGGGCUUAUUUAGAGAAUUUGGGUUCACUCUUCUCCAAAGCCAAGUGUAGAACUACAAAGCUCAGCAUGCCACAUUGUUACUUUAAACGUCCUUAUUUGUAUACAGCAGCCAUGCUUGCUGCAGUGUAAAGUAUAGGGGAAGGAUAAAGCAGUUUCUGACCAGAUCAUUUUCUUUUAAAGGGUUACUCCGCUCCCCAGCGUCCGGAACUCAAUGUUCCGAAUGCUGGGUGCGGGCUUCAGUGUUCAUGCCCCGCCCCCUUGUGAUGUCACGUCUCGCCCCCUCAAUGAAAGUCUAUGGGAAGGGGGCACGACAGCCGCCACGCUCCCUCCCAUAGACUUGCAUUGAGGGGGCGGGACGUGACGUCGCGGGGUGUUGCGUCCCGAGGGGGCAGGCGUGAACACGAAAGCCAGCACCCAGCUUUCGGAACAUUGAGUUCCGGACGCUGGGGAGCGGAGUAACCCUUUAAGCCAAUGGAUCGAGUACAUGGAGAUGAAUAAAUUGCAGGGCGGCAUCAUCUAAAGCACCGGUCUCCAAACUGUGGCCCUCCAGCAGUUGCAGAACUACAAAUCCCAGCAUGCAUAGACGGCCGUUGUAGUUUUGCAACAGCUGCAGGCACUCUGGUUCAGAAACACUGCUUGAGUGUAUGGGCUGCAGCCCGAUGCUCUCCUGCUUUUAUGAAACCACAGUUCUGGGGAUGCUGGGACUUGUAGUUUUGCAACAGUUUAGUGGGCCACAAUUUUUAGAUCGAUAAAUCUAAGAAUUGACUUUAUUUUGCUUUAUUACAGAAACAGCGCCACUCUACAGGUCAAGUGCGGUAUCGCAGCUCCAUUUCAUUGAAAGGGAAUUGACCUGAGUUGCAAUACUACACACAACCUGAAGAAAGAGGUGGUGCUGUUUUUUUUUUUUUGGGGGGGGGGAGAAAGCAUCUACAUUCUUCUAAUACUAUAUAACCCCUUUUUAAAAGACUGGAGGAUGGUAACUUAAUAUGAUCAAGGCGUGAACUGUAGGCACAAUGUAAUACUCCAUUUCUCCUGUGGUGGCGCUGCAGGGAAAGCGAACCUUUGCUGACAGUCUUCUCCGCACCGAUAAUAAAAGCAGCAUCCUACAAAUAGUUCCUCCAAGGCAGUAGUCUCCAAACUGUGGACCUCCAGCUGUUGCAAAACUACAACUCCCAGCAUGCCCGGACAGCCGUUGGCUGUCCGGGCAUGCUGGGAGUUGUAGUUUUACAACAGCUGGAGGUCCACAGUAUGGAGACCACUAAGUUCUACAGUAUAGGGGUGAUUCUGGUAUUAAGGUCACUUCACCAGUUUUCUAUAUGGUUGAACCACUAUGACUAUGGGAGGUAGCGCACUGCUCUAAGCUGGGUGUCUGGGCAUACUGGGAGUAGUAGUCCCCCCCGAUAGCUGCAGAGCCCACAGGCUGUGACUGGUGUGUAUGUGGUUUGGUUACUCUGCACAGAGAUGCGGUAUGUAGGACGCCUUGUCCAGCGCUCGCUGUUAUCCUAUUGACUUACGUUUCAGGCUGUAUCUACUUUCCCUGUAUACAGAUUAUUUUUUUUGUAUAUGUGCAGUGUUUUCCUAAUAAAUAAGACCUUGUACAUUUGGA
Hyla sarda is the source of this 3301-nucleotide messenger RNA. RefSeq lists its product as uncharacterized. The transcript has 8 exons. The record is from RefSeq and is a predicted model, not a curated record. Lineage: Eukaryota; Metazoa; Chordata; Amphibia; Anura; Hylidae. Bases 117 to 1055 code for a protein of 312 amino acids.